Scheffersomyces amazonensis is the source of this 2860-nucleotide messenger RNA. RefSeq names its product dolichyl-phosphate-mannose-protein mannosyltransferase (gene PMT1). The coding region runs from base 120 to 2831 and encodes 903 amino acids. Gene Ontology annotation, molecular function: dolichyl-phosphate-mannose-protein mannosyltransferase activity. NCBI's taxonomy places the organism in Eukaryota, Fungi, Ascomycota, Pichiomycetes, Serinales, Debaryomycetaceae. The record is from RefSeq and is a predicted model, not a curated record. The transcript has a single exon. Gene Ontology annotation, cellular component: membrane; endoplasmic reticulum. Gene Ontology annotation, biological process: protein O-linked glycosylation via mannose.
GUGUACAGGAUUUUUCACCACUGCUUCGAAGCACUUAAUUAAUAACAAGUGUUGGAUAAAUAAUUUAAUAUCGGCCAUUGUUAUUUCAUUAGUCAAUCUUACAACUUAAUUUCAUCUCCAUGGCUAGAACAAGGUCGGCUGUAGCUGCGGCUGCCUCUAAAGCAGCCUCUACUCAAAAACAUGAAAAGUCUGACUUUCUUAAUUUUGAUCCUAAUGUAGAUGUAAUUUAUGAAAAGGGUUCAGUACGUCCAUAUUUAAUUACAACCAGUACCAAAGAAUUAGUUGAAAAACGUCUGAAAUUUAAUAUUAAAGAAUAUUAUAUUUUAGCAGCUUUAGUAAUAUUUUCUUGUUAUAUAAGAUUAUAUGGUUUAACUUAUCCUGAUUCUGUUGUAUUUGAUGAAGUUCAUUUUGGUGGGUUUGCAAAGAAAUAUAUUUUAGGUACUUAUUUUGUUGAUGUUCAUCCUCCUUUAGCUAAAUUAUUAAUUGCUGCUUCUGCCGCAAUUGGAGGUUUUAAAGGUGAUUUUGAUUUUAAAACAAUUGGUGAUAAAUAUCCUUCAACAACUCCUUACCUUUUAAUGAGACAAUUACCGGCUUUAUUAGGUAUUGGUACAAUUAUUUUAAGUUAUUUUACUUUAAGACAUUCUGGGGUUAGACCAUUUAUUGCCUUUGCUACCACAUUUUUAUUAAUUAUUGAAAAUUCAAAUGUAACAAUUUCAAGAUAUAUUUUAUUAGAUUCUCCAUUACUUUUCUUUAUUGCUGCAACAAUUUAUGGUUGGAAAAAAUUUGAAAUUCAAAUUCCAUUUACUUUAAAUUGGUAUAAAACUUUAUUUUCAACUUCUAUUGCUUUAGGUUUAGCAUUAAGUUCAAAAUGGGUUGGAUUAUUUACUGUAGCUUGGGUAGGAAUUUUAUCUGCUUAUCAAUUAUGGUUUUUAAUUGGAGAUUUAUCAAUUUCAACUAAAAAAAUUUGGGGUCAUGCCGUAGCAAGAGGUUCAUUUUUAUUAGGAAUUCCAAUUAUUUUAUAUAUUAUAUUUUUUGCAAUUCAUUUUCAAUUAUUAUAUAAAGAAAGUGAUGGAUCAGCAUUUAUGUCAAGUGCUUUUAGAGCUGGUUUACAAGGUAAUCAUGUUCCAACUAAUAUUGAAGCCAAUGUUGGAUUAGGAUCAAUUGUAACCCUUCGUCAUGUAUCAACUCAAGGAGGUUAUUUACAUUCUCAUGAUCAUUUUUAUCCAACCGGUUCAAAACAACAACAAAUUACUUUAUAUCCUCAUUUAGAUAGUAAUAAUAAAUGGUUUAUUGAACCUUAUCAAAAUACAACUAUUUAUAAUGAAACUUUUGUACCAUUAAAAGAUGGAUCAAAAGUUAGAUUUAGACAUGUUAAUACUGGUAGAAGAUUACAUUCUCAUGAUGAAAAACCUCCAGUUAGUGAAAGAGAUUGGCAAAAGGAAGUUUCAUGUUAUGGAUUUGAAGGAUUUGGAGGUGAUGCUAAUGAUGAUUGGAUUGUUGAAAUUGUAUCACAUAAAACUCCAAAAAAUUCAAGAACAAAUGUUAAAGCUUUAACAACCAUUUUUAAAUUAAGACAUGCCAUGUCAGGAAAUUAUUUAUUUUCAACCGAAACUAAAUUACCAGAAUGGGGAUUUAAACAACAAGAAGUUACUGCUGCAGGUCAAGGUAAAAGACAUUUACUUGAAUGGUAUAUUGAAACCAAUGAAAAUCCUUAUUUAACUAAAGGUCAACGAGAAAUUGUUAAUUAUAAAAAAUUAUCAUUAUUUGAAAAAAUUAUUCAAGUUCAUAAAAGAAUGUGGAAAAUUAAUCAAGGAUUAACUGAACAUCAUAAUUGGCAAUCAAAUCCUCAAGAUUGGCCAUUUUUAUUAAGAGGUAUUAAUUAUUGGGCUAAAGAAUCUAAACAAGUUUAUCUUCUUGGUAAUGCCCCAAUUUGGUAUGCUACUACUACUGCAAUCUUUACCUUUAUAAUUUAUACUAUAGUUCAAAUUAUUAAAUGGCAUUUAGGUCAAGAAAUUGCCAAAGAUAAAGAUGUUUUUAAUUUUAAUCAUCAAGUAUUUACUUAUAUUUUAGGAUGGUUCCUUCAUUAUUUCCCAUUCUUUAUUAUGGGUAGACAAUUGUUUUUACAUCAUUAUUUACCAUCAUUAUAUUUUGGAAUUUUAGUAUUAGGACACUUUUUUGAUAUUCUUGUGGGAUAUUUAUUAUCAAAAUCAGUCACUUUACAAAAGACUGGUUAUGGAUUAGUUACACUUUUCCUUAUUGGUAGUAGUUUAUUCUAUUUAAAUUAUUCUCCAUUAAUUUAUGGAACUCCAUGGACAAAAGGUCAAUGUCUUCAAUCUAAAUUUGGAUCUUGGGAUUUUGAUUGUAAUGUAUUCCAUGGAACUAUUGGAGAAUAUUAUUCAUCACCAGUAAUUGAAUCUCCAAAGGAAACUCACGUACCCCUUUUUGAAGAAAUUGAAAAAGUUAAAGAAACUCCAAUUGUGGUUCAUCAAAAUGUCGCAGUUAAAGAUGAACAUCAAUCAGAAGUUGCUCCACCUAAACAAGAUACUGAACAAGAAAUUCAUGAUGAAGAUGAAAAACCUGUAGUUCCACCUCCAUUAGCUAAUUCUGAAGUUGAAACUCCCAAGGCUAAUGGUGGUGUACCAGAAGUAGUACCAGAAGUUGAAGUUGCUGAUGAAGAGACUCCUAUCGCUGAAGUUAAAGCUGAUGGAAAGGAAAAGGUUCAACAACAUUAUGAGGUUGAAGAGCCAGUUGCACAACAAGAACAAGAACCACAACAAGAGCAAGAGCAAGAGCAAGAGCAAGAAGAACCAGUAGUGGCUGAAGCUGUUUAGGUCUUACAAUAUAUACAUUUAUAUUAUCU